Molecule: messenger RNA, 997 nt
Organism: Megachile rotundata (alfalfa leafcutting bee)
Lineage: Eukaryota; Metazoa; Arthropoda; Insecta; Hymenoptera; Megachilidae
Gene: Grx3
Product: Glutaredoxin 3
Biological process (GO): intracellular iron ion homeostasis
Cellular component (GO): cytosol; nucleus
Source: RefSeq, a predicted model, not a curated record
UGAGGCAGCACGAACAGUGAGGAAUCCACUGAAGUUAGCUGUAAUACGCGAAUAUGAUCUUUCAUUGUGUAUGAACAAUAAAACGUUCCACUGUAGCGCAAAAUAUACAUCAGUGGAACCUCCAUGAAUGUAAAGUGGAAAGUCGCGUAGACGCCGUCGGUGAGGAACGAUAUUUGUGUGAAAUUGUUUUUGAUUAAUAGCGAGUGUUUGGCGAAUAUAAAAAAAAAAUUGAUAGAAUGACUGUCACCGAACUCAGUUCUCAGCAAGAAUACGCGAAUCAUAUUAAGUCAGAGGAUCUCUCUGUCAUUCAUUUCUAUGCACCAUGGGCUGAUCAGUGUUCACAAAUAAACGAUGUAAUCGAAGAAAUGAGCAAAUUGACUGAAUACAAAGGAGUCAAAUUUGCCAAGAUCAAAGCUGAAGAAGUGUCUGAUGUGUCUUUAAAAGUUGGCAUUACUAUGGUACCAACAGUUGUGUUAGCAAGAAAUGAUGCUAUAAUUGAUAAGGUUGAUGGAGCUAAUCCUUCUGCCAUAGCAGAGAAAGUUAAAUAUCAUUUAAUUAAUAAAACUUCUACUCCAAUUGAAACUAGUAAACCUAAAGAAAACCUUGAAGAUAGAUUAAAAAAAUUAGUAAAUCAAGCACCUUGUAUGCUAUUUAUGAAAGGGAAUCCAGCAAAUCCACGUUGCGGAUUUUCUAAAACAAUAGUCUCAAUUUUAGAUUCUUAUAAAGCAAAUUAUCAGUCAUUUGAUAUUUUACAAGACAAUGAUGUUAGAGAAGGACUUAAGAAAUUCAGUAAUUGGCCAACGUAUCCUCAAUUGUAUAUUGAUGGAAACCUUAUUGGAGGUUUGGAUAUUGUAAGGGAAAUGAGUGAAUCAGGAGAAUUGGAAAGUAUGUUACCUAAGAAAAGUUAAUCUAAAAUAAAAGUAAAUUUAUAAUUAGUCCGUUGCUAUUUAUAUAAUAAAUGUAUGGUUAAAUUGAGCUAUGUAAUAAAUUCAACUAC